Messenger RNA from Helianthus annuus (common sunflower), 1017 nucleotides. RefSeq names its product myosin-7B-like. Bases 1 to 1017 code for a protein of 338 amino acids. Lineage: Eukaryota; Viridiplantae; Streptophyta; Magnoliopsida; Asterales; Asteraceae. The record is from RefSeq and is a predicted model, not a curated record. The transcript has 3 exons.
AUGGUUAGGGAGAGGGAAGAAUGGGAGAAGUAUUGCGAGCGGUUGCUGAAGCAGGUGAAGGCUUUUGAGAGGUCGAAGGCCGCCUUUGAAGAGGAGAAAGCGAAGUUCGAAACAGAUAAAAAGGCUGAAGAGUGGGGCCGUGAAGGCCUUAAAAACAAACUUCGUGCCACUGAAGAACUCCUCUCAAAGGAUCGUGCUGAAUGGAAGGCUAUCUGUGCCAAGGACAAUGUGCGCAUGUAUGCGGCUCGCUCUAAUAUCACCGAUCUUGAAGGUCAAGUUGCGGAUUUGAAGAAGAAGGUGGAGAAUGCGCAAGCUGUGCAAGACCAAGUCGAGGCUGAGCUUAAGGCGCAAAUAUCUGGCAAGGACAGAGAUUUGUCUGCCAAGGACGUUGAGAUCGCUGAGUUAAAGCGUCGUCUGCAUGAGCAGAUCGAAAGGAGCGAGUCCUUGGAGAUUGAUCUCGAAGCUGAAAAGUCAAAAGCUGCCACUGUCGAAGAAGCGAAGCAGAAGGCUGAGGAGGCGCGAGCCAUUAGUACCGCUGCUCUCAAUGUGGCACAGAAUAAUUAUUCUGAGGCCCAAGGUAUCGUGGACACUUUGGCUGCGGAAGCUGAGUGGCUGCGCAGCCGAGGGAUCGCUCUGAUGGCCAACUCUGUCUUGAAUGUUGGGGAGCUGGAUACAGCCGUUGCUGCUUUAAUAGAUGCUUCACGUGCUGUUGGUCACCGGGGUGGUUACUUGGAAUGUGCGCAACAUGUUGCAGAGAUGUUUGGCCAAGAAUUUGACACUAGUCACUGCUCGGUGACUAAUCAAGCUAAGGCCGAGCUGGCUCGCGCUAAAAAUGGUUACGAUAACUUGUCUCUACCAGUGAUGGACUUGGUUACUGAAGCACUGAAGCAUGAUGACUGGUGUCAUCGAUUGAAGACCGUCCUAGAUCCACCACAAACGGUUGAAUUAUCUGAUGAGGAGUUGGCAGGCGAUGAUGAAGGCGAUGAUGAUGGCGGGGAUGGUGAUCAACCUGAAUAG